AUUGACGCGGCUUAACAAUCAACAAAAUGCAAUGUCAAAAGAACUGCCAAGUUGCUUUCAGGUUGUCAUUUGUUAGGUUAUGUUUUGGGCAUAAAACCGCAGCAAUUAUCGUAUUUAGUAUACUUUAUCAAGUGCUUAAAUAAGAUGGCUAAGCAUCAUCCAGACUUAAUCUUCUGCAGGAAACAACCAGGCGUCGCUAUUGGUCGUUUAUGUGAGAAAUGCGACGGUAAAUGUGUAAUAUGCGAUUCAUACGUCCGGCCAUGCACUCUAGUACGAAUUUGCGAUGAGUGCAACUACGGCUCCUACCAGGGCCGAUGCGUGAUUUGCGGCGGGCCGGGAGUCUCCGACGCUUACUACUGUAAAGAAUGCACGAUACAGGAAAAAGAUAGAGAUGGAUGUCCAAAGAUUGUGAACUUGGGCAGUUCAAAGACAGAUCUGUUCUAUGAGAGAAAGAAAUAUGGUUUCAGAAGGCAUUAGCAUAAGUUAAACUAAAAUAGUGUUCAAAAUAAAAAUAAAAAACUAUGAGAAACUAUAUUUGAAAGUAAUGUUAAUUUAAUGAGUCUAAUUAUUUGCAGUUCUUGUGUUGGUGAAGAGUGUGAUGUCAAGACAUUUUCCAAUAAAUAGAUAACUAGCCUUUGUUGUUAUAAGGUCUAGGUUUGCUUUGCCAACAACUCAUGAAAUUGAAUACUGUAAAUGUUUAAAAGACUUUACCCAUUAAUUGACUGUGAAAAAAUAAUUGUCAUGUUAAAAGGUUGUCUGUGUUAUGUAUUUAGACUGGGCCUGGAAGUUCAGAGUUUGAUUCCCAGGCUGGGUAUUCAUUUAUUUCAAUUUUCUUACACUUGCAGUUAUACUUAUAAAAAUUUUGCAAAGCUAUGCAUAGUUGAAACACAAAUUUAUUUGUUCAGCUGUAAGUCAAAACCCACCAUCUUGCCUCUUUCCUUUUUGCUAACUAUCUGAAUGUUGUGUCAACUCAAAAUUGAAAGAAAAAA
Messenger RNA from Manduca sexta (tobacco hornworm), 989 nucleotides. It is a transcript of the gene Phf5a, whose product is annotated as PHD finger-like domain-containing protein 5A. The coding region runs from base 145 to 477 and encodes 110 amino acids. NCBI's taxonomy places the organism in Eukaryota, Metazoa, Arthropoda, Insecta, Lepidoptera, Sphingidae. The record is from RefSeq and is a predicted model, not a curated record. Gene Ontology annotation, cellular component: U12-type spliceosomal complex; precatalytic spliceosome; U2 snRNP. Gene Ontology annotation, biological process: mRNA splicing, via spliceosome. The transcript is spliced from 3 exons.